CACAAAUAGCUACUGUGCCUGCCUGAGUAGGAGUUGCUUGCCUGCCAGCCAGCGGAGUAGUGCGAUCCAUUCCUGCAUAACCUCACUGAUCUCUCUGGCUACUGAGCACAGCCCACCGCCCGGCAUCCCUGCUGCGAGCAUCUAACAGAUACUUCACAGAAUACUCUGUGGCUUCUAAUGAUGGAAGGUGAAAGGUGAAUUAAAACUAAAUGUCUGGCAAGUCUUGUCAAGGAAGAGAUUACUUUGCAGCUUGCAGCCGCAAGAAGGAGCUUUAGAUAAAUGAUUUGUCUUCAGCUGAGUUUGCUGAUUGCCUGGUAAUAGUGAUCUCAGUACUAGGAGACAGCACAGCACUGGCAAGGAUUUAGGAAUGACAUGUAAACAAACGUCAUGGCAAGAGACCACUCUGUGUUCCACAUUGUAAUGAAGCAUGACAAAUAGGAAAUGUGCGCUAGGAAGAGAAGUGAUUCCUGGGGGAGAUAUUGAAGGAACUGAAAAGAGAGCUCUUUCCCAAACUCCUGCAGAGAAGCAGAGUCGUUACCAGGGAGCGCUGCAAGGAGCCAGAGCAGCAUGGCACAUCUCCUGCUUAUAGCAUCGCUCAUCUCCGGACUUCAUGUCUUUACCUCUUUGGCAAUAGACACAAGGCAACCAAGACUGCGACUUUCCUAUAAAGUACUGCGGGAUUUAAACAGAACGUCAGUCUUCCAGAGUUCACAUGGAACUCUUGAACUAUGUACCAUGUAUUUGGAUGAGUAUCAAGAAAGAUUAUUUGUCGGCGGCAGAAAUCAUGUGUAUUCGCUUAGCUUGGAACACGUCAGUGAGAAAUACAAAGAGAUAAAUUGGCCCAGUACAGACCAACAGAUUGAUGACUGCUACAGAAAGGGGAGACAAGCGAGAGAAUGUGCAAAUUUUGUCCGCGUACUUCACCAUUAUAAUCGGACUCACCUUUUGGCUUGUGGAACUGGAGCAUUUGAUCCACUUUGCAUUUUUAUAAGAGUUGGACUCCGAUCACAGGAACAUAUAUUCCUACAAGAACACCAGAGAGUUGAGAGAGGACGCGGGAGAUGUACUUUUGACCCAGACUCUUCACUAACUUCAACAUUAACAGGUGGUGAGUUAUUUGUUGGCCUCUACAAUGAUUUCUGGGGAAGGGAUGCUACCUUAUUUAGAAGCAUGGGACAUCUGCCACAUAUCCGAACAGAGCAUGAUGAUGAUCGCAUUUUAAAAGAACCAAAGUUUGUAGGCUCCUAUAUGAUUCCAGACAAUGAAGACAAAGAUGACAAUAAAAUCUACUUCUUUUACACUGAAAAAGCAAUAGAAGGAGAUGGAGUGCAAGCAAUUUAUUCCAGGGUGGGAAGAGUCUGUGCAAAUGACAUUGGAGGGCAAAGAAUGAUGGUGAACAAAUGGACUACAUUUCUCAAAUCUAGACUGAUUUGUUCAGUUCCUGGACCACAUGGAAUUGACACACAUUUUGAUGACCUUGAAGAUAUUUUCUUGCUGCAGACCAAAGAUGGCAAGAACCCAGAGUUAUUUGCACUAUUCAGUACCACAAGCAACAUUUUUAAAGGGUAUGCCGUUUGUGUUUAUCAUAUGGCUAACAUACGUGAAGCCUUUAAUGGCCCCUAUGCACACAAGGAAGGACCAGAAUACCAUUGGUCAAUGUAUGAGGGCAAAGUACCAUACCCAAGGCCGGGUUCAUGUGCAAGCAAGGUAAAUGGAGGUCAUUAUGGAACGACCAAGGAUUAUCCAGAUGAGACUUUACGCUUUGCUAGGAGUCAUCCUCUGAUGUAUGAGUCUAUUAAACCUGUACAUAAAAGGCCAAUCCAUGUGAAGGUUGAUGGAAAAUAUAACUUAAAACAAAUUGCUGUAGAUAAAGUCGAGGCAGAAGAUGGACAAUACCAUGUAAUGUUUCUAGGAACAGACAGUGGGAUUGUACUAAAAGUUAUUACUAUUUACAAUCAAGAAACUGAUACAAUGGAGGAAGUUAUUCUUGAAGAGCUACAGGUGUUUAAGAAUUCUGAACCUGUUGUUGCAAUGGAAAUUUCAGCAAAAAGACAGCAACUGUACAUUGGGUCUAAAUCUAGUGUUGCUCAAGUAAAGCUUCACCACUGUGAGAUGUAUGGUACAGCUUGUGCUGACUGCUGCCUUGCCCGUGAUCCCUAUUGUGCAUGGGAUGGGAUGUCCUGCUCUAGGUAUUUCCCCUAUGGAACACACUCCAAAAGACGUUUUAGAAGGCAGGAUGUUCGCCAUGGCAAUGCAGCUCAGCAGUGUUCAGGGCAACAUAUUAAUGGUGAAAACCUGGGAAAGACUGAGGAAUACACACUGUAUGGUGUUGAGCACAACACUACUUUAUUGGAAUGUAUGCCCCGCUCUUUGCAGUCUAAAGUCAUUUGGUUUGUGCAGAGAAUACAUGAAGCAAAGAAAGAGGAGGUGAAAACAAGCGAAAGAGUUAUAAUGACAGAUUUUGGACUUCUGUUUCUAAAGCUACAUAGAACAGAUGCUGGGAUGUAUUUUUGUCAAACUGUUGAGCAUACUUACGUUCAUACAGUGAGAAAAAUUACUCUGGAAAUUGUAGAAGAAGAGCGUGUGGAUGACAUAUUUAACAAAGAGGAAGAAGAAGAAACAGUUGUUCAAAAAAUGCCCUGUCCUGCGCAAUCCAGUAUCCUACAGUCCUCUAAACCAUGGUACAAAGAUUUUUUGCAGCUCAUUGGAUAUAGUAAUUUUCAAAAAGUUGAGGAAUAUUGUGAAAAAGUAUGGUGUACAGAUAAAAGGAGAAAAAAGUUGAAAAUGCCUCCAAAUAAAUGGAAAUAUCUUAAUCCACAAGAACGAAAGUCACGUGGAAAAUCAGACCAUCAUCGCAUGCCGAGACACAUAUCAGAACCAUAAGUCUUCUGUUAUUUUAUGCAUAGUUUAUGACUGUAAACAUAACAAUUUACACAAAUGAAGAAGAAAACAAAUACAAUAUAUAUAUAGAAAACAGUUUCCUACAGUAUAUCAAAAGCUUCAAUAAAAACAACAUACCAACUGAGUUACUAUUAUGUAAAUAUUUUAUUACUAUUUGGGAUUUAUAAUGUAACUACAUCCAUAAUUUUAAUAUGGAUGUAUUGCAUUUGUUAGUUUGUGUGUUAUAUAUUAUCACCAUUUAUCUUUCUAUUUGUGAAUGUUUAGAAUACAUAUACUGUAUUAAGCAAUACACUGACAAUGGCAUACAAAUUGCAUUCUAUGUUAAAAUGUUCUACUUUUUCAAAAGGAUGAGGGAUGGAAUAACUGUGUAAAAGGACGGCACAUUUGCCUUAAUUGAUAUGGUUAUUUAUCCCAUAAUUAAAUAUUUUUAAAGCAAGUGAUGUCAUGCAAAUUAUUAUGAUCUGUUUCUGAGUAAUAUUUGAACAAACAGAAGGAUUAGUCAGGCAUAAUGGACACAAACAUAUGAUUAAAAUGUGAUAAUUGUACUGAUAUUGUUAUAAAUAUGUGAUUUCUAUGUAACUUAUUUUUUUCAUACAACAAAUGGAAAAAUGUACUUUCAUAUAUUGUAAAAUAAGUUUUUCAGCCAUGCAUUUGUUCUAUUGAUAUUUUACUGGAAGUCUUUUCUUUCACAAAAUAUAUGUACAAAAUGUAUUUCUUAGCUGAAGUUCUAACCAUUUUCUUAAA
Messenger RNA from Pseudophryne corroboree (corroboree frog), 3645 nucleotides. It is a transcript of the gene SEMA3E, whose product is annotated as semaphorin 3E. Gene Ontology annotation, cellular component: plasma membrane. Gene Ontology annotation, biological process: positive regulation of cell migration; negative regulation of axon extension involved in axon guidance; neural crest cell migration. The transcript is spliced from 17 exons. The record is from RefSeq and is a predicted model, not a curated record. Gene Ontology annotation, molecular function: semaphorin receptor binding; chemorepellent activity. The coding region runs from base 568 to 2883 and encodes 771 amino acids. Lineage: Eukaryota; Metazoa; Chordata; Amphibia; Anura; Myobatrachidae.